Molecule: messenger RNA, 1621 nt
Organism: Oncorhynchus mykiss (rainbow trout)
Lineage: Eukaryota; Metazoa; Chordata; Actinopteri; Salmoniformes; Salmonidae
Product: polypeptide N-acetylgalactosaminyltransferase 18-like
Biological process (GO): protein O-linked glycosylation
Cellular component (GO): Golgi apparatus
Molecular function (GO): polypeptide N-acetylgalactosaminyltransferase activity
Source: RefSeq, a predicted model, not a curated record
AAAAGACGAGACACAGCCAGGAAAGAGCCCCUCCAUUAUGGGCAUACUAGUGGUUGAUCGCCUGUUCUUUGGGGAAAUUGGUGCUCUGGAUGGUGGUAUGAAGAUCUAUGGAGGUGAAAAUGUUGAACUGGGCAUCCGGGUGUGGCUGUGUGGUGGAAGUGUCGAGGUCAUACCUUGUUCUAAAAUAGCCCACAUCGAAAGGGCCCAUAAACCCUAUCUCCCAGACCUGAGCAUUACAAUGAAGAGGAAUGCUCUGAGAGUGGCUGAGGUCUGGAUGGAUGAAUACAAACAUAAUGUCAACAUCGCCUGGAACCUCCCACUGAAGGAUCAUGGCAUAGACAUUGGGGAUGUUUCAGAGAGGAAGAAGUUGAGAAAGAGUCUGAACUGCAAACCCUUCCAGUGGUAUCUGGACAAUGUGUAUCCAAUGUUAGACCCCCUGGGUGACUUGCUUGGUUAUGGAGCUCUGGUCAAUGACCUGAAGACGGAUCUCUGUAUAGAUCAAGGCCCAGUUCCGGGGAACACACCUAUUUUAUAUGGAUGUCAUUAUUUUAGUCCACAGAACUGUUAUUAUCGAGCCAGCGGGGAGAUCUACAUUGGAGGCAUCAAGUCUCACAAGUACAACAGUAAUCGCUGUCUGAUGGACAUUAGCACUCAAACCCCAGGACUGUAUGAGUGCAAGGAGGCCAAGCAGAAGGGAUUCCACAUGCUCUGGGAAUUUCAACAGGGAAAAGCCAUCCAGAACAGACAGACAAAGAGAUGUCUGGAGAUUGCCCCAGGGGAGGACACUUUCUACCAGCUCAUCAUUCAGGAGUGCAGUGGGCAACACUGGAAAAUACGGAAUUUGAUAAAAGACUUCUGAUACACUGAGAUAGUUAGGCCGACUGUACCAGAGACAAUGCAGCGGGGCUGUAGGAGUUAUCCUGCAAUUAUAAGCAAGUGGGAAGUUGGUAUUUACCACAAACGAUUGGUAAAAAUCCAGGCCGACUGUACCAGAGACAAUACAGCAGGACUAUAGGAGUUGUGCCGCAAACAUAAACGAGUGGGAAAGUGGGACUUACCACAUACGAUUCGUAAAAUCCACUUGAACACCCAUCCAACUCGUCUAUCAUCCCUGAGAUUCAACAUCUCCCAGAUGCUGAGCUCUGACGUCACCUACUAAGGAAAUUACCUUUUUAACGGCAUUAUCAGCAUCCAUCCACUCAAAUGCAACAACAAAACAUUAUUUACACUAAGUUUUUGAACACUAUCAUUUUUGUACAAUCAUGAUAGCUGUACUUACAGUUUAUGGUUGACGCAGCCUGUUGGCCAUUAGCCAAUCUGAGUUUCUCAACAAGUUGAAAGCACGUGAAUGCAUUCCACUGAUAUUUACGACUUCCCAACUGGUAAUUACCACCUUCCCACUUCUUUAUGAACAUAGCAUUAUCAUGACGCUUUGAAAAGCCAAUCAGUGGUCAGCAGUGAGAUGACUGUGUGAUCUUAGUGAGCUGUUGGUUGAACAUAGCUUCAUGGGGACAGAUUUACAUUUUUUUCACAGAAUGUGGAAUUCUGUUGAGCUGUAUUGUCCUUGGUCCUGAAUGUAAUUGCAAAGAAAUAAUAAAUAUGAUUCCUGUAUUUACGCUCA